AUGGACGAGGUUGAAGCCAUGGCCUGUAGAACAGCCGUGAGGUUCGCUCUAGAGCGUGGGCUCGAAGAAGUGGUGUUUGAAGGGGAUUCUGAAACAAUCACAACUGCUAUCAACUCGACUUCUCCAUAUUUCAGCUUUUUUUGUCACAUUUUGGAUGAUGUUAAAGUUCUGGCUUUGAAUUUUGUAUCAGCAACUUUUGUUCACGUAAAAAGACAAGGGAAUGUCGUAGCUGAUAAAUUGGCUAAGGCAUCUAAACAUAUACCUUGUCCCCAUUUUUGGUCAAAUGACAUCCCUAGUGAUGUGCAACAACUUGUAAUUCAUGACAGCAUUCCUUGA
This is a messenger RNA of Quercus robur (English oak), 336 nucleotides long. RefSeq lists its product as uncharacterized. The coding region runs from base 1 to 336 and encodes 111 amino acids. The transcript has a single exon. NCBI's taxonomy places the organism in Eukaryota, Viridiplantae, Streptophyta, Magnoliopsida, Fagales, Fagaceae. Gene Ontology annotation, molecular function: RNA-DNA hybrid ribonuclease activity; nucleic acid binding. The record is from RefSeq and is a predicted model, not a curated record.